AUGUCUACCGUGCACAUCAGUACGUUCAGCUCUCGAAAUUCUAACCCCACAGCAAACAUCUCGCAAGCCACGAGCGAGGACCAGAUCGUGCGUCUGGCAGGCUCGUUUGGAACUUUGUCUUCUGUCUCGCUUCAGCAGGAAAAAUCAGACAACACCCAAAAAGCCAAAGUAGUGUUCCAGCAACGCGAGGACGCGCAAAAUUGCAUCGAAAAUCUACACGGCUACCGGCUGGACGACCACUACUUGAUGACGAGGGAUUAUCCCCGGAAUUAG
This is a messenger RNA of Ogataea angusta, 273 nucleotides long. RefSeq lists its product as uncharacterized. NCBI's taxonomy places the organism in Eukaryota, Fungi, Ascomycota, Pichiomycetes, Pichiales, Pichiaceae. The record is from RefSeq and is a predicted model, not a curated record. Bases 1 to 273 code for a protein of 90 amino acids. Gene Ontology annotation, molecular function: RNA binding. The transcript has a single exon.